Molecule: messenger RNA, 11291 nt
Organism: Coregonus sp. 'balchen'
Lineage: Eukaryota; Metazoa; Chordata; Actinopteri; Salmoniformes; Salmonidae
Source: the annotation of a GenBank genome assembly
AUGCAUUUGGGCAAAGCACUUCUGUUUUUCCUCCUGUUGAACUGUGUGACAAUGACUUUGUCACUAUCCACUUGCACCACUGUGGACAUAGACCACAUAAAGAAAAAGAGAGUAGAGGCAAUCCGAGGACAGAUUCUCAGUAAACUUCGACUAACCAGCCCGCCGCAAACAGUGGGUCCGAAUCAGGUACCGUUUCAGGUGCUGGCGCUCUAUAACAGUACGAAGGAGCUGAUCGAGGAGUUGGGGAGAGACAGACAGCAAAGUUGUGGACAGGAUAACACGGAGACUGAAUAUUACGCCAAAGAGAUUUACAAGUUCAAUAUGAUUAAUGGACCACCAGAAAACAGUAAGUACUGUUCAUGUAUCUAUUUUACGCGUUUUACGCAUGAAGGCCACUUUUCUAUCCAUGCCCUUUGUUCGUUUUGUCAAUAAAUCAUGAUCCUACCAAACAGCUGAUCGUGUUGCCACCGUGGCUUCUAUUAUGUUAGGUAUCCUACUGAUCAAAAGCCUGAUUAUUACAUGUAAAUAGCCAAUUUCUCCAUGUAGAAAGUCUAAGCAGUCCAGGUCUGAUGAUGCUUAAUUUCUUAAUCUGAAUGUCACAGCUGGUGAGCAGCGCAUGGAUGUAAUAUCAAUUUAUGGUGGUUUGCCAUGAAAAUGAUUGAAACUAAGCAUACCUCUCCAAUAAUGAAAUAAGACAGCAACUUUUUUUUAUAAUUUCCUGUAGAAGAAGCCAAUAAAGCCAAUUUUUGACUCCGCUUUAAAAUAUAAUUAUUCUGACUCCCCUGCAGAGUUAAGCCCCCUGUGUCCAGUUUAUUUACGUAUGUUAUACAUGUCUGUGUGCAAUGCAACUUGUCUGUGAUUUAUUUUAUAGAAUUUGUCAUUGGCUCCCUUCAACUGGCCAUAUGUUAAUUCCAGCUGAAUGAAAUUAUAAAAGCAUCCGUAGAUCUGCAGCGUAGGCUAAAUACUGUAAAAAUGUAGAGGAAAUGUUAACAAAUUAUACUAAUCAAAGAACGCAAGAACGCCUUCGCUUGGGGUGCGUUCCAUCAGCCGGAGAUGAAUUGGCCAACACAACUUAAACGCAUGGUCGCGUCUGAGCAGUGGAAAGACCACGCGCAAUGGAGAGGGCAAAGAAAACAGUCUAAUUGGAAUAAGCGCCAUUCCUCCCUCAUACCUCACUCAAAAGCCAUGGGAACUCCCAAUAGCGGACCCAGCACACGACCGUCUGAGAUUCCAUUGGAAAAAAAAAAAAAAAUUCAGGGACUCCAUCGAUUUUAGCAUUCCUCCAACCACUGCUCCAAUUAUCCUUUCUUUCCCAACUCCAAAUAUACAUUUCUCCAAAACCUUUGUUGAUACAUUGCUGAAGUGUGCACAAUACAUAAUAAAACAACGUUUUUUUUUUUUAUUGGCACUAUUUAAAAGUUCAAACACAGCUAAUUCAGCUGCAGAUUGGCUUGUGCACUAGAGCAAAAUUGCUCAUCCCAAUUACCUGUAUAAACCGCCCACAACUGAUUGUUCCAGUCUGAUCAGAGUGAGAAGUUUAUUGGAAGCUUCUCUCUCUAUUGCAGUGAAUUUUCUCAGGAAGGGAAUUGUUUACUAAGUGGAAGACUUGGAAGCAGUCCUAUUCACUGUUCAGGGGCUGGAUCAUUGCAUCAUGUUACUGCUUUAAGAUCAACAUGGCAGGUGUUUCAUGCUAUUCAAAGACAGAGCAGAGCUUCCUCUGGCAACAGCUCAGGCCCCUGUGUCAAAUCUGUUUAUUGGGUCCCACGAGUGCUUCUGACUCUCAAAAUAAUAACUACUACAACCACCUUGGUCUAGGGGUGUAGGGACAGGUGCUCUUUACUUGUCAGUGUUCCAAUUAUUUGUCUUUUUAUCUAAACAAGCAAACACCAUCAGAUCAAAUUCAUAGCAAGCAAUGCACUGGGUUAGUCAGAUUUAUAUAUAACAGAACAGAUGACCUGGAAUGACAUUCACUCUCACAGGAUGGGUUGCCCAAAAAAACGAACUGAAAGCCACAUCCCUAAUAAGCCACGAAUAUGACUUCAUUGAGGCAUGUCACAGUGCUUCUAUGGCUAUAUACACCAUGCCAUUGCCUAUUUAAUUUGUUCAUUUAGCAAACAAGACAGCUCAUAAUCCAGUGCCUUUAUCACAGUCAACUCACCUAUAUUUUGUCUUUAAUUAGCUUUAAAAAUGCAAAAUAAAAAUAUCAGCCUCAUGGCAAAAUGUGUAAAAUAGCAUGAGAUGAGCUAUAAAACUGCACAUUUUCCUCUCUGCCCCAUGGCAAAAUGUGUAUAAUUGUAGGAAAUUAGCUUUAAAACAGCAACAUUUUCUCUCAGCCUCAUGGCAAAAUGUGUAGAAUAGCAUGAGAUUAGCUAUAAAACUUCAAAAUUUUCUCUUUGCCCCAUGGCAAAAUGUGUACAAUUCCACGAAGAUAGCUGCUUUUUGGAGCCCACCCACAUUUCUGCAGGCCAACCCACCAACACAUUUCUGGCUACGCCACUGCCUUGGUCAGAGUCCGCAAAACAAACAGAGGUCUGAUGUGUGGGCUGUGGGCUGCACCAGUCAUGGCCAGGAGCCCUAGUCACAUCACCCUGUCAGUCAUGAUCAAAGUAAAUAAACAGGGCCUAUAGGCCACAGUUGUCACUCAUUGGCCAAGGAACUAGACUAAUUAUUUUUCAUACACUUACGUAAAUGUAGCCUACAAUGCACUUUUUGUACUGUUUAAAAAAAAAAAUCAUUUUCUUUGUUAAUGUCCAGCUACACCCUCUAGAGUAGAUUGUAAGGGAGGGAGAAUGUUUGUCCCCUCAUUAACAAGGCCUGCAGUGUUGUCGAAUAACCACUUUUCUCUUCCCUUCACUUUCCAUUAAGUCAUUUUCAUAAGAAGUGUAAUGUCUGUCACCAAAAUUAAAUUUUAUUGGUCACGUAUUAUGUUCCUAGCUCCAACAGUGCAGUAAUAUCUAACAAUACAAAACAAUACAUGCAAAUCCCCCCCCCCAAAAAAGAAAGGAAUUAAGAAAUAUUAGAACGAGCAACCACGGUAAUACAGUAAGGCAUAUUUUAAAUCCAUUUCCAUAAUCUAAUGGGUUAUACAUACACUCUCUUUGGAAGGUGGGAAUGUCUUGGAUUAUAGUCAGAUUGGUGCUUUUUCACUCUUUUUAUUAUUCAGUUACAGGGCUGUGUAAGACGAAGCAGAGACUUUCCCUCCCAGACUCAUAUGCUUUAAUAGCUAGAAUAAUUUUCCAAAAUACUCAUGGUACCGCUAGUUAGGUGUCUCUGAAUAUAAACAGUGUUUAUAAACAGUAAAGCUGUGGAUAUGACAAGUGCAGAUGGUAGCCAUUUGGCAAACACUGGUAGAGGAGCCAAACUAAUGACACAAGGGCCAAGCGUCUCCAUAAUCCACAACACUCAGUCCUAGGUUUGGUUUGGGGAAUGAACUCCAGUUGUACUCACUCCUCCACAUAUAUUAGCACUCAUUCAUUGUCUUUAUGUUUGCUUUUGACUAGUAAGUCUGUCCAAAGACAACCAUUGAACCAUCUAAGAAAACCACCUGUUGGCUCUCAUAGCUGAAAAUUAGGCAGAGACAGGUUUCUUUAGAAGAAAAGCUUGUAGUGAGUGGUCGGUCUGGCAUAUGGCAAUCAUUGAUUCAACGUCGGGAGGAAAGGAGAAAUAUGUGGACCGGCGCUGAGGACAGCAGUGUUUCUGAUAUAUGGAAUGGCAGAAAAGUGAUGUCAUCCCAGGCAAACAGACACAGAGUUCCCCCCCCCCCCCCCGCCCAGCCAUUUUCCCCUCUUCAUCCUUGAUCAAGUGGAAAAAAGCUGUCUUACUUCAGCAGAGAACUCCAUCACAUUAUCUCAUCUAACGCAGUCAGCCAGUCAGCCAAAGGAUCCAUGUGUAGAGACUUACUCAGGACAGGAGGGCUUGAAAUGGAGAGGAUUGGCUUGGUCCACACUAGAGCAUUGUGUUUAAAUGAUAGUACCUCACACAGGUGAUCAAAUCUUUGACAAAACAGUAUGUUUUUAUGGGCAUGAUCAGUACUUCAGUUGCAAGAAUUGGAUUUGGAUUGGAAUUUACUGCUCAAGUUAUUAAGUUUAGUCAUCUGGAGGUAGCUAUAUUAUUUUAUUGACAGAUUAGAAAGCAUGAUUGGUUACUUAUUUUUUAAAGAUGGAAACGUUAGUUGAAAAAAUGCUAAGUAAUAUUUAUGGCCUUCUGGAUAAGCCAGAUAAGUCUUAUAAGAUUAGUUUGAUAGGUCAUUUAAAUAUACUAGAAUACCCGUUUUUGCAGCACCGUUGCCAUUUUUCACUGGUAAACGAGGUCCAGACUCCUCAGCAGCUGACCAGCACCUGCUUUCUAUGCUCCCCAUUUCCUUUGUUUACCUUCACAUAGCUCCCUGCUUUGGAGAGACUGACAUCACGGCACUGGGAACAGGCUGAUUGCUGGGAUUGUUUGAUGGGAGCUUCUGUGUGAUGUCACCUACCAGGGCAGGGAGAGGAGAGGAGCUAGCGUGGUGGGGCAUCACAGACACAGGAAGCAGAAGGGUGAGGGUGGAGGGUGGAGGGGGGCGUAGGGGGAGCAGUGUCUGUCUGGGGUGGAAGCUUUAUGAGAAGCUUUAGAGCAGAGAUAUUCAAAGUCUGGCCCUACGCGUUCAUAUGUGGAGGGUUUCACUACUGUUGCAACCCUUACCUAAUACUCUUCUAUUGACCUAGAACCCUCAAACUCAACUCUGGACCUCUAAGCCAGUUCCACUGCAUUUCUUCAUUGUCCCCCCUAAUCAGGGACUGAUUUAGACCUGGGACACCAGGUAGGUGCAAUUCAUUAUCAGGUAGAACAGAAAACCAGCAGGCUCCGGACUUCGUAGGGUAAGAGUUGAGUACCACUGACUUAGAACAUAAAUAUAUCUGGUCAACUGCUCAACAUUUUGACUACAUCACACUUCUGUCAAGGUGUUGGUGGAUGGUUUCCAACUGGUCCUCAGAAGUCAGCUUUCUCAGCUCCACAGUCUGGACUCCAUGGAAGUCAUUGCAGACACACAGCCACAGAAAAGAGAAAGGUUACAAAAAGCAGGACCUCAGUUUCAGUCCCUUGAGAAAAGUGGGAGAGGUGUUUGUACCACUUCAUGUUAAGUGCCUUGAAAACCAUGUAUUUACAUAGUAGUUACAUAGGCAGGUGAUUACACUAUAAUUACAGUGUAGAUAUACUUGUCGGUUCAUAUUAAGUGCCAUUCAUAUUACAGUGUAGAUUCAUAUUAAGUGCCAUGAAAACCAUAUAUUUACAUAGUAGUUACAUAGGCAGGUGAUUACAGUGUAGAUACACAAUUCUACAUAGUACUUAGUUUGUAGUAUGUAACUGUGAUACCUGUUUGUGGUUUGUGUCAUUACACACAGGUGUUAUUACAUAUAUUAUUUUUGCAAACAGACACAUUUGGUCAGCUACAAAGUUACUAUUUUCACAAUUUUCACAAUGAAUCUCGAAAGAACAGUGAACAACCUUGAGAAAUGGGGAGGGCUACAAUGUAAUAAAAGUUUGUCGCAUUGACAAAUAAUCUAUUUUGAGGGCCCAGAGAAGCUCUUUGGGACAUGUUUUGGUUGUUCCAGAUAAAGUUCAGGUCAAGAUUCCGCUGAUAUCAGCAUCCUCAUGCUGCUGAACCAGAUCUGAUAAUGGAGAGGAGAGAGACUGUCAAUUAGCCUGCUGUGUAUUUCACUCUAAUUAUACUAGCAAUCCCCUGCACUCACAGCCAUGGAACAUAUUACCUUCAGACCCUUGGCAAAAAUAAGACUUAAUGUGAAAUCCACCUAAAACCACUGCAAUGGGAAAAAUUAGGUCAUCCAAAAGGAAACCAAAGACUUGAUUAGAAUUUCAAAUCUCCUCUCAAAGUGGGGCUUUCCACCUUCUGUGGGGGAGACAGAGGGACACAGGAGAAGAGAGAGAAAGGGUGUGUGGGACAGGCCAAGGGAGUACUCAGCCCUUAUAGAUUGUGAGGAAGCACAGGACAGAUAUUUGGCUGGGGGUGAAGAGUCAAGACUGAAAAGGUCACUUGAAAAAAACAGUCAAUGGAAAUAUUGGAUAAUGGCAAAGCCACAGUGGAAUAGGAUUAUGGGUCAUAGGAAGUUUAGGUAGACGUGUAAGCUCACAAUCCAUUAUACACAAACAUCCUUCUCCAUUGUUAUAAACAGAUCAAAGGUGCAAUGUCCUUGUUAACCACCACCAGCGAAUCACAGGGUCUCUAUUAAAGCUCAGGCUUGGGGUAAUAACUUAGCGAUGGCUUGGCUGUAAAUGAGUGUUUCCACUUUGCUCGUAAAAUGCUUGCCGUGUUCUUGUUUUGCUCAACAGUUUUGCUCAACACUGCAUGCGCUCGGCCUGUUAAAAUAAUAAACGAUUCAAUGGUAUUUUGGGUUGGAAAAAAAGAAAACGCUUCCUUGACUGGCAGUGCAACAGGAAGUAUUUCAGAAGAGGGCCAUCGAGAAGUGUUCUGUGGCUGUUACUGUAACUACUGUACUGUACUACUGAAGCGGCGUUCACUGUCUGCCUUACACAACCACACCACACAGGUUGACAGGGCUUGUUCCCCUUCCAAUUCAUUACUCAAUUGAUGGCUAAGAGAACCUUAAGGUGCUACUCUCAGUUAUACACUCAGCCCCUCUGACAAACAGUCACCAAAGGACUGUCUCUCUCCCUUACAACACAUCAAUUGAACUCGUGUUCUGUAUUUACCUGCAUGUGAUUGCACAUGUUGUGAGCUGAGCUGGUUGGUUGGUUGUUCCAGAGAAUGCUUGGCUUCUGUCCUAGCUUUCUGAGCACCUGUUGAGCUCUGGAUCAGGAGGGAGGGAGGAGGAGCACCCUGCCAUCUUAGACCAGCCUGUUCAGUUCCACCAACACAUGGGGUAUUUGGUUUUCAUUUCAUGACUUCAACUUGUUGCUAACUCGGACUGCACAAAGCAUAAACAGAUGGCCCAAAGCUUAGUUUUAUUCACUGGCAAUGGUUGGAGAAUGGUUAACUGUAUUUUUUCUGUUGUGAUGAACAUUUGUUUAUAGUGUCAAACACUACGAAAUGCAGAAGAUAUAGAUAUUUCAAUACAGAGUUUAGGCUGUGGACAGAGUGAGGACUUUAGUCACAGUCCUGCUGUGUGUAAGCAGGGAGGAUUACAUCAUUAGAGUUGUGUUUUAAGGUGGCUCACCUUGUCUCUGUAUCCUGCUCUGCAGAUGACCUUCCCUACUGCCCCAAGGGCAUCACCUCCAAGGUGUUUCGCUUCAAUGUCUCGGCCAUGGAGAAGAACUCCACCAACCUCUUCAGAGCCGAGUUCCGAGCCCUUCGUGUCCCCAACUCUAGUGCCAAGAGGAACGAGCAGAGGAUUGAGCUCUACCAGGUGUGUGAAUGUACUAUUUAAUUCCCACUGUACUCAAGCAUGCAGGGGGGGGGGGGGGGGGGGGGGGGGUAGUGAUCCAAUUCUCCCAUAUGGCUCAAUGCACAUGGGAUAGUGUUGGUCUACAUGGAAAGAAGAAAACAUUUAUAUAGGUCCCCUAAUUCCUCUCUCCGCUUUUUAAGUGAUGAUCAUUAUUCCAUGUGCCUGAAGUCAAAUGGAUUCUACAUAAGUACAUUUGUAAAAAUUUAAGAGCGUGCUACAGCAGACUCUGAGAAACUCUAGAUUACCGUUUUGCAAUCUCUCCUUUCACAGCUGUCAAUCUCCGAACUUUUGUCCAACCACCCUUUUUUCAAGUUCAGUUAGAUGUUUUCAACAGGGGAUUCAGACAUCUGCACCUGGAUUUGUGUGUUUAUAUGAUGUGUGUUUCUGAGUGGUUUGUGUGUGUCCAUGGAUUGUGGGGUGUAUGUGGAGUGGCGGGGAUGGAUCUUUGCUCGGUUUCCUCAUUAAUCUCCAGUAAGAGACUGGGAGCCAUGAUCAGGUGCCAACAUUUCCUGCCAGGGAGACAAGCGCCUCCGGCCCGCAUACCGCCUCUGAGGCGGGCUCUGCUCAAGCCAGGGCCGAGCUCAGCUCAGAUUGACUAGGGGGAUUAAAUGGAGCGGUGCCCCCACACAUAGCUGGGAGCUGAUUGGCAGGGGCUGGCACUGGCCGCCCUCUCUCGCUGGGUCCCCUGUUUCCACAGGAAGCCAGAUUAGAUGCUGACAAUGUUCAGGGACCUGGUUAUCCAGCCUGCUGUGGGGCUAGGUGCUGCUGUGGCGCUGAGCCCCCCACUUCACUGGCCUCUACCUGUUCACAGAAACCUUAGGUGUUGUUUAAAGUGUGGAUCUCUACAUUCUAUGCCUCAGUUUGAGACGUAAAGUACACUUUCAUGCUGGUAUACAGCACAUACUCAGAGACGCUCAGAGAUCUGAAUCAAUGGCGUCUCUAGCAACAUAUGCAGUGCCUCAUCCUGACUAGACCAGUGUUAGGAAACCCAAAAUGUUGAGAGCCCAAUUGUUUGAAAUGCAGAUGGGAGGGACAGCCAGGUUCUCAUUGGCAGUACAGCUACACACAGGCAUUAACUUGCAAAAUGGGGAUAUCAACACAGGGAGUCACUUUUUCCGUGAGGAGAAGACGUUUGGCCCAGGGCAUCCUGUAGUGUCUGGCUCAGGCAGCGCUGGCUGGGUUGCCGUCUGGUGUGUGUGUGUGUGUGUGUGUGUGUGUGUGGGAGAGAGAGUGAGCAUAUGCAGCUGGGUCACUCUCUUACCUCUGGCUGGUAGAUCCUGCGGCCAGACGACCACAUAGCCAAGCAGCGCUACAUCGGGGGCAAGAACGCCCUGACCAAAGGAAUGCCAGAGUGGGUCUCCUUCGAUGUCACAGACACAGUCAGGGAAUGGCUCAUGUACCGAGGUGAGUGGACCAAAGCCCUAAUGGUCCCUGUCUCAUACCAUAUGUUGCAUAUCAAAGCAUGAGCAAAGGGUAUUUUGAAGCUCAAGUUCAUUUGGACAAAGAAAAAUGGCCUCAAGUUAAAUACCACUUCCUCUUUUUCCCCUCAGAGACCAACCUCGGCCUGGAGAUCAGUGUGCACUGUCCCUGCCACACCUUCAACCCCAAUGGUGACAUUAUCGAAAACGUCAACGAGGUGCUAGAUGUCAAGUUCAAAGGUAAGAUGACACGAGGUGCCUCAUUUUGUAUGAAAAUCAUUUUGGCCUUUUCCACUGCUCAUCACAGCCCCUCUUUCUUUCCGUACGAGCUCUGAUUUAGGAAAAUACCCUCUGAAGUCUUAUCCAGUGGGCCUCAAUGGUUGAUAGUUAUUUGGCACUUUUUUUAUAUGAGAGAGAGAGCGGGAGAGAGAGACAGAAAAUAUCAUGGGAAUACCAUUGGUCUGGUAUCUCACUUAGCAUUGGGGCCCCCUGGUCCUGGGAACGCUCCCCUGACUGGCUUGGCCACAAGGAAUGUGCUUCCACGGCGCUCAGAUGCUUGGCCCCGAAUUAAGAGGGGCGUCCGUAUCCACCGGCAGCGUCUCUCCUGAGAUCUCUACUGCUUUUGCUAUCAGGGGCAGAUUGGAUGAGCAGACACUAACCCAGGGGGAGGACAGAGGGACCAGCUCUGACUGGUGGAGGUGGAGGAGGAGUGGGGUUGAGUGGGUGAUGUCUGAAGUCCAGCCUCUCACCAGUGAAGACAAUGCUUUUAAAACGUUACAGAAAGCACUAUGACUAAAACAGCAGUGAUUAAUACAAAUUCUGUAUAACUGACUCAAUCAGACACACUCAUGCACAAUUCUGUUGAAAUAUUUGGGUUAACAUUUGAACUGAACUUUGUUUUCUAAUGGACUAGGACUGCACUUCAGCUUGAAUUAACAAAAUUAUCCAAUUUUGUCCAAUUUGAAUAUGGAAUAUUGCAAUGGAAUGGUCUUGGCCUAUGUACCGUUUCAUCCACUGAUGACACUUACCUCUGAAACACCUGACGUUCCUGUAUCUUCCUCCUGUAGGUGUGGAGGGUGACUACGAUGAGAGCCGCUGGGACCUGGGCAGCAGACUGAAGAAGCAGAAGGAGCAGCUCUUCCCUCACCUCAUCCUCAUGAUGCUGCCUCCUCACAGGCUAGACGCCCAGUCCUCAUCCCGCAGACGCAAGAGAGCCCUGGACACCAACUACUGCUUCUCGUAAGUAACCACCUCACUCUAGUAAUUCAAUCUCGAUUUUAGAGUGCAUGUCAUAUAUUUAGAUGAUAACUUGCUGCAGGAUGAGUAGCCACAUUUGUGUCCAAUAGAUGAAUAGCCACUAAUUACUCCUGUAAGAAAUAUAGUAGGUCAAGGUGGAUCUCAAAUGGCAAUGUGUCUUCUCUCAUUUCUAAUUUACUUGGCAGAGGAGCGUUAAGCAUACUAAUAAGCUGGUUCAUUUGCUAUCAGAUAGUCUCUGGCAUUGCAGAGGCAUUACAAGUCGAGAUCUGUCCCUGUAUUAAAGUGUACAGCAGCUACCUCCUUCCCCUCUCUUACACACUGUCUCCUCUCUUCCACUCUGGAAUCCCUCUGUCAGUCUGACUAACAGCAGUAAGACACCUGGGCUGCCUCCAAGAGUGAAAUAAGGACACACCUUCCAGUGGUAUUUCUGGGCUUCUCAGACUGCAUGCAUGUAGUGAAAUGUACCCAACUUGGAAAUAGAGUGUUUCUCCUUCAGGUAAUGUAUUUAAUUUCUUCAUAAAGAUCACUCUCUCUCCCCUGCCUGCUGUAGCAACUAUGAGGAGAACUGCUGUGUGCGACCCCUCUACAUUGACUUCCGCCAGCACCUGGGCUGGAGGUGGAUCCACGAGCCUAAGGGAUACUAUGCUAACUUUUGCUCCGGGCCCUGCCCUUACCUACGGAGCGCAGACACCACACACAGCUCGGUGAGACACAACUUGUACACCACUAAUGACUCAUUACCCUGUGUUACAAAUAAUUAUUACCACACAAACACUAACUGACACAAUGGAAUGCAGGCACUUACAAGCAUGCAUGUUGGCACACCUAAACAGACAACACUCACCUAGACACUCUUACAAUCUGAUACCCUGCGCCUUCCCAUGCCAAUAUGACCAAAUACCAACCCAUAGUUCAUCAUCACAUUUCCCAGUCUUAGUGCAACUUGUAUAUCUAACUUAAAAGUCUAACUCAUUUUUUAUCGAAAUGAAAGGAAAAACAUAGAUUUUUGUAGUGAUUGUCCCUGGUCUGACAUCCCCUCCCUUCCUCCAUCCCUCCGUAGAUGCUGAGUCUGUACAACACCCUGAACCCUGAGGCAUCUGCCUCUCCCUGCUGUGUGCCUCAGGACCUGGAGCCCCUCACCAUCCUCUACUACGUGGGCCGCACCCCCAAGGUGGAGCAGCUCUCCAACAUGAUCGUCAAGUCCUGCAAGUGCAGCUAA